Molecule: messenger RNA, 4811 nt
Organism: Pogona vitticeps (central bearded dragon)
Lineage: Eukaryota; Metazoa; Chordata; Lepidosauria; Squamata; Agamidae
Source: RefSeq, a predicted model, not a curated record
CCAGCCUGGAGCAGCGGCGCCUCCUGCAAGCCGGAGCCCAGGCGGGGGCUGAAGCAACUCUGCCCUGCCCCGAGCGGGCAGCCUCCGUCGCCUCGAUCUUCUUCUUCCUCCUCACCUCCGGCACCUUCUCCUCCUCCUCCUCCUCCUCCUCCUCCGCUUCUUCGCCCAGCCUGCCUCCCGGCGCUGCCCGCGGACGCGGCCAGCCAACAUGCCCAGGAGGAAGCAGCAGGCGCCCCGGCGCGCAGCAGCUUACAUUUCGGAUGAACUGAAGGCAGCUGCGAUGGCAGAAGAUGAUCUAGAACCCGAAGAGAAUGUGGCGGAUGGAGAACCCUCUGCGAAAUACGCCUGUCCGGAGAAGGACUUCACUAAGAACUGCCAGAGCUAUCAAAACUCUCCAGCUGCUGAAUUUUCAAGCCAUGAAAUGGACAGCGAGUCACACAUCAGCGAGACGAGCGACCGAAUGGCCGACUUUGAGAGCAGCUCCAUCAAGAACGAGGAGGAGAGCAAAGAGGUCUCGAUACAGCUGGAUGAGUCGGUUGUGUCAGACAGUUUGGAACAAAUGAAAGCCGUCUACAAUAACUUCCUUUCCAACUCAUACUGGUCCAAUCUCAAUCUGAACCUCCACCAGCCCACCUCGGAAAAAAACAAUGGGAGCAGUAGCAGCAGCAGCAGUAGCAGCAGCAGCUGUGGGAGUAGCAGCUUUGACUGGCAUCAAACUGCCAUGGCCAAAACACUCCAGCAGGUUUCGCAGAACAGAAUCCUGCCUGAGCCCAGUCUUUUUAGCACAGUUCAGUUGUACAGACAAAGCAGCAAGCUUUAUGGUUCUAUAUUUACUGGAGCCAGUAAAUUCCGCUGUAAAGACUGCAGCGCUGCCUAUGACACUUUAGUCGAAUUAACGGUGCACAUGAACGAAACGGGACAUUAUCGGGACGACAACCAUGAAACGGAUAACAAUAACCCUAAAAGAUGGUCCAAGCCUCGUAAACGCUCUUUACUUGAAAUGGAAGGCAAAGAAGAUGCCCAGAAAGUGUUAAAGUGUAUGUACUGUGGCCAUUCAUUUGAAUCACUUCAGGACUUGAGUGUUCAUAUGAUCAAAACAAAACAUUACCAGAAAGUGCCUCUGAAGGAACCCGUAACUCCUGUAGCAGCAAAAAUUAUCCCAGCCACUAGAAAGAAAACCUCGCUGGAGUUAGAACUUCCAAGUUCUCCAGACUCCACCGGUGGGACACCGAAAGCAGUUGUCUCCGACGCCAACGACGCGCUUCAAAAGAAUUCCAAUCCUUAUAUCACGCCGAAUAAUCGCUAUGGGCACCAGAACGGCGCCAGCUAUGCCUGGCAUUUUGAAGCAAGGAAGUCUCAAAUUCUCAAGUGCAUGGAAUGUGGAAGUUCCCAUGACACUUUGCAGGAACUUACUGCCCACAUGAUGGUGACAGGACACUUCAUUAAAGUCACCAACUCCGCUAUGAAGAAAGGGAAGCCUAUCAUAGAAGCUCCUGUCACACCAACCAUUACUGCAUUGCUCGAUGAAAAAGUGCAGUCUGUACCUCUCGCAGCAACAACCUUCACAUCGCCUUCCAACACACCAUCUAGCAUCUCCCCCAAAUUAAACAUUGAAAUAAAGAAAGAAGUCGACAAGGAUAGAGUAAUUGCUGAUGAUAAGAUGAAAGACAAGGAAAAAACAAGUGAGGAUGAAGAAAAAUACGACAUCUCCUCCAAAUAUCAUUAUUUGACUGAAAAUGACUUGGAAGAGAGUCCAAAAGGGGGACUGGAUAUUUUGAAGUCUUUAGAAAAUACAGUCACGUCAGCGAUCAACAAGGCCCAGAAUGGUACGCCAAGUUGGGGUGGGUAUCCCAGUAUUCAUGCUGCUUACCAGCUUCCUAAUAUGAUGAAGCUGUCCCUGGGUUCAUCGGGGAAGAGUACCCCCUUAAAACCUGUGUUUGGAAAUGCCGAAAUAGUAUCACCAACCAAAAGCCAGCCUCUUGUUUCACCGCCAAGCAGCCAAACAUCCCCUGUGCCCAAAACAAAUUUCCAUGCAAUGGAAGAGUUGGUCAAGAAAGUCACUGAGAAGGUGAACAAAGCUGAAGAAAAUAUGAAGGAGCCCGAAGGUGGGAAGCUUUCGCCCAUGAAGAGAGCAACACCGUCGCCGUCCAGCAGUGAAGUUAGUGAGCCCCUCAAGAUGGACACCUCCAACGACGUUGGGUUCAAAAGCCAACAAAAUAGUCCUGUUUCUCAGAGGGAGAACUGUAAAGACAGCCCAACAGGAGAACCAGUAGAGAAUGGCAAGGAGCUUGUCAAGGCAAUCUCCAAUACUUUGAGUAGUAGCACAGCUAUCAUAACUGAUCACCCUCCAGAGCAACCUUUUGUAAAUCCAUUAAGUGCAUUACAGUCUGUCAUGAAUAUUCACCUAGGGAAGGCAGCUAAGCCCUCCCUGCCAGCUCUAGAUCCCAUGAGUAUGCUGUUUAAAAUGAGCAACAGCCUAGCAGAGAAGGCUGCUGUGGCGACCCCACCUUUGCAGUCCAAAAAGCCAGACCACUUAGACCGUUAUUUUUAUCAUGUCAACAAUGACCAGCCCAUCGAUUUGACGAAAGGCAAGAGUGACAAAAGCUGCUCUUUGGGUUCAGCGCUUUUGUCAUCCACGUCGGCGUCUUCGGCAGCCUCUUCAUCUACAGUGACAACGGCAAAGACAUCUGCAGUUGUGUCAUUCAUGUCAAACUCGCCGCUACGCGAGAAUGCCUUGUCAGAUAUCUCUGAUAUGCUGAAGAACCUGACAGAAAGUCACACAUCAAAAUCGUCCACACCUUCCAGCAUCUCGGAGAAGUCUGACAUUGACGGGACUACAAUCGAGGAACCCGAAGAGACAACCCCAGCGCAGAAAAGGAAGGGACGCCAGUCCAACUGGAACCCACAACACUUGCUCAUUCUGCAGGCCCAGUUUGCUGCCAGUUUGCGGCAAACGUCGGAGGGGAAAUACAUCAUGUCAGACUUGAGCCCGCAGGAGAGAAUGCACAUUUCCCGGUUUACGGGCCUUUCAAUGACUACCAUUAGCCACUGGUUGGCCAAUGUGAAAUACCAGCUGCGAAGGACAGGGGGGACGAAGUUCCUUAAAAAUUUGGACACUGGGCACCCGGUGUUUUUUUGUAAUGACUGUGCUUCACAAAUCAGAACUCCUUCGACGUACAUCAGUCACCUUGAGUCACAUUUAGGUUUCAGGCUACGAGACUUGUCUAAACUGUCCAGUGAACAGCUGAGCAAUCAGAUAGCACAAACAAAGUCGCCCUCUGAAAAACUCUUGGCACCUUCACCAGAGGAAGAAAUGGGGACCUCGUACCAGUGUAAACUUUGCAAUAGGACUUUUGCAAGCAAACAUGCGGUUAAGCUCCAUCUCAGUAAAACACACGGGAAAUCUCCAGAAGACCAUCUUCUGUAUGUUUGUGAAUUAGAAAAACAGUAGCAUUUACUUUCGGACACAAAAAAAUGACCACAGCAACAACUGUAUGUGGCUUUGAGGAAAACUGUCAAAAAUGCCUUAAAGCUGCUUGUUUUCUGUUCUUGGCACAUAAUUCUUAUUUUAACUCUGGGGUGUCACUCUGGCCUGAACUCUUUCUCUCCCUUUUUGUAUAACUGUACAGUAUUUAAUAGAGGUGCAUAAUCAGCUGUUGUUACUGGUAAAAUAUGAAGGUAAAAAUGCAGUGGUAAGUGUUUGGAACUUUGUGUAAAUUGGGGUUUUAUUUGAUGUGCAUCCUUCUGAUGCCAUGAGCUGCAUGCAUUAACAAAACAGUUUAAUUAAGCAUUUAUGAACAAGUUCUGGUGCACUUUUUUCAUGCUGACUUAAGUGUGCCAGCAAUUCUCACCCUGUAAAUCUUUAGCCCUCUGAGUACUUUGAAGCACUUUUGCAUUAAUUUGGAUUUCCUUUUUUUAAAAAAAUACAUCUAUAUAUAUGGCUACGUUUUCUUUAUUAAAAGUCCCCUUCCAGCCAACUCUUAAGAAAGGUGUGAACAAGUUUUUUUUGGUUCUAUUUUUGUAGCUGGAGGCAAAAUUUGCAAUUGGAAAGAAGAAUUGCAUAGUUGGAUUCUGAUAGAAGUGCAAUUGGAGGAAAGGGAAAAAAUAGUUUAUACAUAAGUGUUUAUUUUAAAAAAAGAGCUUAAACGACAGACACUGUCAAUGCAAUGCAAUUUCAAGCUGCACGUUUUGUCUUCACACGCACACAAACUGGAUGCAAACAAGAAUUGCUAUCAGCCAAUGUGUCUGUCUGCUAAGGCUUCUUUAACAUGUUUUGAAGGGAAGUCACAUGGAGAAUGUAGGCAAGUUUCUCCAAUGUGAGCUUUCCUGUAGCUGUUGCAUAGAAUGGUAACCUGUUCUGAUGUCACCUCAACAACUGGCUUUCUGAGUAUACUGUGAUAUCCCAGAUCACUCAUAUUUUGGGACCUGAUGCCUUGCUUCAGCACUUCCAAUAUUCCAUGCUGAUCAUAUUUCCGUUGUGUUCCUAGAGUUCACAUGGACCCAUCGCUCUCACAGUGUGGCUUCCUGUGGUGUGUGCAUGAUUGUCCUGCAGGAAAAGCUACUUUUAUUUCUUCAGGAGGUAUCCCAUAUAUGUGAGUUACCACACCCGUCAAAGUCCAUAAGAUGCUGCCCUUUGGAUAUACCCUUUUUUGUACUCGAUUGAUGGACCUCCAUGUAUGUGUAGGGAUGGAGCCCACCAUGAAAUUUUGAAAUACAUUUUCACAUUGAAACGUAGUUGGUAUAUAUUGUACAGAUUUAAAGAUCUUCUAAUGGAAAAUGUGAUCAUGGAUAAUGCCAUUUCGUCUCCUCCU